Molecule: messenger RNA, 1639 nt
Organism: Oryctolagus cuniculus (rabbit)
Lineage: Eukaryota; Metazoa; Chordata; Mammalia; Lagomorpha; Leporidae
Source: RefSeq, a predicted model, not a curated record
AUGGACGCGGCGGCGGCUGGGGGUCCGCAGGCCCGGCGGAGCGCGGCCCCGCCGACGGCGCCCGAGGCGGGAGUCAGCAGCAAGUCGGCGGACGGCGUCGACGCGGGGCCGCCAGCCCGGAUGGAGGCGCUGGCGGGCCGAGCGCGGGCGGGCCCCGCCGCCCCGCGGCUCGGCGCCCGCUCGGGCCCCGCUGGCCGCGCGCCCGCGCCAAUGGGCGCCCGCGGGGCCCUCGCCCCGCCCCUGGACCGCCCCCGCAACUCGAGCCAACGCGGGGAACGCGGGCUGGGGGGCCCCCGGAGCCCCCGGGGGCGACGAGCGCGCGGCCACCACCUGCCCGGGCGGGCGGAGCGGUCCGCGCAGCGUCCAGAGCGGCAGCCGGAUCCCGAGCGCCCCCAGGUGCCGCGCGGGAGCUCGGAGCCCCGGCAGCGGCCGCCAGGUGCGGGGCGCCGGGGAAGCCGCCCAGCCGCGCGGAAAAUCCGGGUCAGACCCGGGGGCCCCGAGAAACGUGGCAGGAGUCCUACCUGCACGGCCGAGCUCUGCGGCGUGCGUCUGAGCGACUCGCCCUCGGGGCCCACCCAGAGCAGCCGGAUAAUGGCCCCCGCGUUCUCGGCUGCGCCGCCGAGAUCCUCAGGUCAAAGGCACUCUCCAACCCCGCGACCUCUCCCGCCCCCCGCAGCCCCUGCGGCGCGCGCCCUGCAGAGGGAAGGGGCCGCCGGCGGCGGAAACCCGCGCCCCGCUCGCGCCCUCGCUCCACCAUCAAUCACUGGGCCCGCGCUCGGCGCGCGCCUCUCCACAUCCCCAGCCCGGCAGGCUGCAGGCGCCGUGCCUCCGGGGCGAGGAGCGCCUCGGGCCCCGCGGCGGGGACUCCGGGCUGCCUUCCCCACUCCCGGAGUCCUUGCCAAAGGGCCAACGAGAGUGGCGCGGGUUUCGGGGCGGGCCGCUUGCGGGAGCGCGGUCGCCGCCGAGCGACCGGCCCGCAGCCGAUCCCCGCGCCCCGCGUGGGCCUCCACAGUGGCCGCCCGCUUAGGGACCGCGGCGGGCGCGGGUCGGGGCCGCGGAGGCGGCGGGGAGCUCACCGUGCGAGGGGCUGCGGGCUGCCGGAGGAGCCGGGGCCGAGGACGGGUGAGCGCUGUGUGGCGGGCGGUGGACGCGGCUGAAGGUUCUAGGGCCUGGAGUUCGAAUGUCCACGGAGUUGUGUGCAGCGUGCCUGUGAGAAGCGUUCCUGGAGCCCGGUGUCGGUGUGGGGUCCCUGAGCUGGCUGCUGGACAGAGGCCCCCCUGCCCCGGGCACUAUCCCACCUUCCCCAAGCCCCACGUGGACGGCGCGUUGGGCCAAGACCCCUGUUUCAGGGCCUUGGUGGGGUUUUCUCCGGUUGGGAGCCGUCUGGGGACCCUGCCGCUGCUUUCUGCCCAGCCCUGCCAUGCGCCUGGACAGAGCAAGGAGCCCCCCUCUGAGGACCUGGGACACCGCAGAGGCGACGUGGAACCCGCCGUGCCCACCCCAGAGCCCCCGGGGAAGAGACACAGGAGCACCCUGCUAAGGACGCCAACGCCGACCCCGGGACUGAAUUUGCCCCCAGUCUCUCAGUCUGGGCUGGCCCCUUGUUAAAUGGGGGAGCCCAAAUUGUGUGGGCCAAAGA